UAUAUUCGCAGUUUUAAGAUUUUCUGAUAAAAUGGCAUCGUAACAGGAACAGUGAUAUUAAUUAAUUUAGCGUUCGGAAAAUUAAUACAAAACUUUGAUGUUAUUAAUGUAUCAAGACCGAAAAAAGCAAAUCUCACUGCGUCAACGGACACAGUAAACACUCACGAAACGGCGAUCCGUUCCGGGACUUCCGCUGGUUGGUGUGGGAAGUGGUGAUAUUAUGGAAAUUGCUGGUAUAUGCAGGCGUCCAGGUGGAAUGGUUCUUUACAGGAGCGCCAUGUAACAGUGGCCUAUCUGGCUACUGUUCUAGUGGGGUGGCGAUCAGCCUUUACCACGAUUAAACGGCUGUUGGUGUGAAAGGUGGCACGGCCGGCAACGAUGCUGGCCGAGGACGCUCUUACUGAUGUACACAAUUACACAGGUGGCUCCGAUUGGGAUGACGCUAGUUCAUCCCAAGCGGUCAAACGCAACAACGUAACUCAAGGCAUGUUUAAUGACAAGGGAAUCAAGAACACAGCAAGGUUGUAAGCAAGGGUUUCAGCAAGAGGAACAAUCAAGUAGAUGCAAGCUGUAGCAAGCUGAGCACAAGACUGAAUUCUAGAAAUUCAUGAGAAAGGAAACUAGCCGGUAAAGUGGACAAAUUCAUACCGCGGUGGAAUGAUUCAUCAUAACUAGGCGGUCUUAUCGUUCGUACAAAUACUAUCGCUACAAUAUCUACAGACUGCAGUUAUGUUUCCGGGCAUUAAUCAACAUAUUUAAGCCGUCGUCUGUUGUCAUUGGUACGGUUUUUAAAUGCAAUAAUGUAUAAAUCUCGUAGCACCUUGAUUAAGGUCUAAUUAAUGUAGCCAAAGAUCUUUCAAAUUCAUGCGACUGUACGACUCUCUCUUUACUAGUUUAAAGCCCUUAUCAACUUUUUACACAUUAAAUGGUAUUUGGUAGUCAACAAUGACCUUGUAAACUUGCUAUAACUUUAGACUUUAGACUGAAGAAAUAUUACCGGUGGCGGUAUUUUACGUUUUACGGUUAUUACUCGACCUUUCCUGUCCUGGCCCUGCACAGCUUUGGGUGACGGUUACCUGCUCACGCGCGUGUAUCUCAGGCAUCAUGACUCCGCAUCCUGUGUUACCUAAUUCUGAACAACAUUUCGCACACGAAAUGGACCCACACGAAUUCGUAGUUCCCGAUAUGAUCAAUGCCGAAUCACUGAGAGAUGUCAUACUGAUGUUCCACCGAGUCAACGUGAUAAAAUUUGGUAGUUUUACUCUAAAAUCCGGCGUGCAAUCUCCCAUCUAUAUUGAUUUGCGCGAGAUAAUUUCGUAUCCGCGCUUGCUCCGAACUGCGGCCCGUCUGAUAUCCAAAGCGAUCUACGAGACCGACGCGGUGGUGCACGAAGUCCUGUGCGGCGUGCCGUACGCCGCACUGCCCAUUGCCACGCUCAUCGCUUGCGAUAAGGACAUUCCCAUGGUUAUGCGCCGCAAAGAAGUGAAAGAUCACGGGACGAAGAAGAUUGUCGAGGGAAAGGUGGAGCGUGGUGCACCCUGCUUGCUGGUGGAUGAUGUGUGCACCAGCGGGCAGAGUAUUCUGGAAACUGCCGAGGAUCUUCGCGCUGCGGGGUUAAUUGUGGAGGAUGCCGUGGUAUUGCUGGAUCGCGAAAGCGGGGGAGCGGAAUAUUUGCAGCAGAAUGGCAUCAAAUUGCAUUAUGCCCUGAACAUUACCCAACUUUGCAGUACUCUUGUGGCUGCAGGAGAAAUUCCGAUCCCAGUCUACGAAGCUGUCAAAAGCUUCCUUGCUGUUAGCCGAAAGAAGCCGGAAGUCACGAAUGGUACAAGCGGCGUGGUGUCGUCCCCGAAACCUGCAACGUCAUCCUGGCUGCAGAUGACGUUUACAGAACGCGCGAAGCAGACCAAAAACCCAGUCGCCCGGCAUCUCUUCGAGAUCAUGGAGAAUAAACAUACUACAUUGGCCGUCGCUGUGGAUGUCACGACUACUGCCGGCAUACUGCAACUGGCCGAAGCUUUGGGUCCGCAUAUCUGUCUUCUGAAACUGCAUGCCGAUAUUAUUCAAGAUUUUAAAGCUGAUUUUAUAACUGAACUCGUUAAGAUUUCACAGGCGCAUAAAUUUCUCCUAAUGGAAGAUCGUAAGUUCGCUGAUAUCGGCUUCACCGUGUCGCACCAGAUGAGUGGCGGUGUGCAUUCCAUUGCCAACUGGGCCGAUCUCGUGACGGUACACGCGCUGCCCGGGCCAGGCAUCGUCAGUGGACUGAAGGAGGGCAUUAAACGGCAGGGAAAUCGGGAGAUCGGAUUCGUUUUUAUAGCGGAGAUGAGUAGCAGCGGUGCACUGACCGAUGGCGAUUACGCCAAGCGUACGGUCAAGAUAUGCGAUCAGCACAACGAGAAUGUGGUGGGUCUGGUGUGCCAGACAAACUGCACUGAUAAUCCGGCUUUUAUUCGCAUGACACCGGGAGUUCACAUGGGAGCGGCGGGUGAUGGCUUGGGACAGAAUUAUUCAUCGCCACAGGAAGUAAUGGGGAAAUGCGCAGAUGUCAUUAUUGUGGGUCGCGGUAUCACGGAAUCGUCCGAUCCCGCAGCGGUAGCACUGGAGUACAAACUGAAGGGAUUUGCUGCCUACCGCUCGCGCACUGGGGACCGCUCUUAGGGAAUGUGGAGCAAGAUUCGGCUUUUCCACCACAGGGACCUAAUAAUUUUUAUUGUUUUAACUAUGCCGUUCAGUUUCUUUCAUAAAAGUUUUCUUGAUGUUGUGCGUUCCUGAUAGAAGUUUUACGCGUAGUUCCAACAUGUCUGCAAAUUGUAUAUGAUUUAUCUUUUUAGUGAGCGUCAGACUUGGAAAACAGGAAUUGCACUUUGACUUGGGUGUUGCGUUUUACUUUUGGUCACUUCUAUGCGCCAGGAAAUUUCCUGGCGCAUAGUCAAUUUGCUAUGCGCCAGGAAAAUUCGUGGCGCGUAGUCCUUUUGCUAUGCGCCCGGAAAUUCGCCGCCAAAAUUAAAAUU
Molecule: messenger RNA, 3008 nt
Organism: Paramacrobiotus metropolitanus
Lineage: Eukaryota; Metazoa; Tardigrada; Eutardigrada; Parachela; Macrobiotidae
Exons: 3
Coding region: 1105-2655 (516 amino acids)
Biological process (GO): 'de novo' pyrimidine nucleobase biosynthetic process; 'de novo' UMP biosynthetic process
Molecular function (GO): orotate phosphoribosyltransferase activity; orotidine-5'-phosphate decarboxylase activity
Source: RefSeq, a predicted model, not a curated record